AAAGUAGAGCGCGUCUUGUCCAUCGCAGGGAGCCGAGUUGUGGCGAUGGCGAUGGUGGCUUCGACGUCUCAAGCGCCCGUCAAACUUGCGCACGACGCUUGGUCCCCACCAAUUGUGGUGACAGCGCAGCGACGUGCGUGUGCACGAGUGGAAUGGUAACCUAGCUGGGUUUGCGUCUGAUCGAGCUGUGUUGCCAUGUUCACGGAGAAGGAGCGCAUCGAGACAGAGAUGGCGUUGCGGGGAGCCUCUGAGACAACGAUCCCGGCGGGCCUCGCUUUCGUCUCGCUCCCUCUUACGCCCCCAGGUAAUCCCCCGAGUGCGAUGCAUCAUCGCGAUUUUGGCUACGACGAGGCUGCGUCGUCUGUUUCCGCGGCUGGGUUGUUGUCGUCGUCCUCUUCGGUGGACCCUUCAUACCCUCUGCCGUUGUUGUCAACAGCUUCCCAUUCCGAGUCGGGAUUACCUGCUUAUGGGAGCGAUCCUUCCGCUUUGGCUAUGGAAUCCCCGCGCUUUCAGUUUAUUUCGGAGAAGCAGCAGAGCCGGAUUUUGUCGCCUCACCCGACGCUCCUGCGUAAGCCAUCUUUUCUGUCUCGGAGUCUUGCGCUUGUGACCCCGCGGGAUGCCGCUUCUCCGCACCCGUUUAGUCGAAUGUAUGGCGGUGUCAAUUCCACGGGUGGUGGGCUCGGAACUCCUAACGUGAAGAGAGAGGAGGCUGUGUAUGGAGAGGACGGUAAAAGUUUGUGGAAGAAUUCUGAUAAUUCGAAUUAUCAAGAUGUGGGGUUUCGGGGGCUCUUGGCUCGCAUUAUGAAACCUGGGAACAAGCCAUUGAAGAAGGUUUUCGUGCUUAUCAUUCUCAACUUGGCGUAUUCUGCGACUGAGUUUGUCAUCGGUCUUCUCACGGGCCGCGUGGGAUUAGUAUCGGAUGCGUUUCAUUUAUCCUUUGGAUGUGGUGUGCUCACAUUUUCUCUCUUUGCCAUGACGAUGUCCGACCGUCCACCUGACAAGGCAUACACAUUCGGGCACGAGAGGUUAGAAGUCUUGGCAGCUCUUACUAAUGCGCUUUUCCUGCUUUUCCUCUCUUUCUCUCUUGCUGUGGAAGCGCUGCACGCAUUUGUUCAAGAUGAAGCGGAGCACAAGCAUUAUUUGAUAGUUUCAGCAGUAUCAAAUCUUGUGGUCAAUCUAUUGGGGGUAUGGUUCUUCCGAAGAUAUGCGCGACGAAGAUUUGCGUAUAGAAGAGCGCAAGACAUCAAUUUACACUCAAUAUGUCUCCACGUGCUUUCUGAUUCUUUCCGAAGUGCGGGAGUCAUCUUAGCAUCUUGGCUUCUAGCAUUAGGGGUAACGUAUGCCGAAACACUGUGCCACGGAUUAGUCGCAGCAGUCGUCUUUUAUACGGCGAUGCCACUCUUUCAGGCAUCUGGAGCUAUACUUUCACAGAUGGCUCCUUCUGGCACCACAGCUGCUGCAUUGAAUAAGUGUCUCCGUCAGGUUAGGAUGCUGGAUGACGUGAUGCAGUGCUACAAUGCUCGAUUUUGGGACUUGGUGCCGGGCUCUAUUGUAGGGACGUUAGUAAUGCAGGUGAGAGAAGGAGCAGACGAGCAGAGUAUACUGUCUACUGUACAUAGCAUCUACAAUGAUAUCGGAGUCAAGGACCUUACUGUGGAGAUCGAGAUUUAUGAUUAGAAAUGAUAUUUGACACUAAUCUUGGUAUGUGCUGUACAUCAUUGGAAGUAAAUGAAUGACAAUAGAAUUGACCUGACUAUUGUCACUAUUGCUUUUUCCCAUUUCAUGUUCAUAACAUGAGGCUGGAUAUUUUCAAUGGUUUAGAAAUUGGGGAAUUGGCGCUUAUGACAAAGCGAGUCACCUGUUUCUGGGCAUUUUACUCUUUGAAUCAAUUCCACUCAAUUCAAGGUUUUUA
Molecule: messenger RNA, 1912 nt
Organism: Physcomitrium patens
Lineage: Eukaryota; Viridiplantae; Streptophyta; Bryopsida; Funariales; Funariaceae
Product: metal tolerance protein C2
Biological process (GO): intracellular zinc ion homeostasis; zinc ion transport; transmembrane transport
Cellular component (GO): membrane; Golgi apparatus
Molecular function (GO): zinc ion transmembrane transporter activity
Source: RefSeq, a predicted model, not a curated record